Messenger RNA from Acipenser ruthenus (sterlet), 4596 nucleotides. Its product is annotated as mitochondrial adenyl nucleotide antiporter SLC25A24-like. The coding region runs from base 311 to 1744 and encodes 477 amino acids. NCBI's taxonomy places the organism in Eukaryota, Metazoa, Chordata, Actinopteri, Acipenseriformes, Acipenseridae. Gene Ontology annotation, cellular component: mitochondrial inner membrane. The transcript has 10 exons. Gene Ontology annotation, biological process: transmembrane transport. Gene Ontology annotation, molecular function: calcium ion binding; ATP transmembrane transporter activity. The record is from RefSeq and is a predicted model, not a curated record.
CAUAAACAAAUCCCUCCCACUUUGUGACAAAAACUCCAGAGAAGAACGCCGCGAUGUUAGCUUACUCUUUCUCAUUUAAAUAAGCAUUUCAGAGAGACGCUACUUUGUCUUUAUUAAAAUAUUAUUCGGCCUACCGCAUAACUAAGAAACACAUCUUGAGUGUAAAUAAUACGAGGGAACUACUUCCUGGGCAAUGCAACAUAAUUUUUUUUUUUUCUGAACUGAGUUGACAUUCUUUUUUUCUACCUGUAUUUUAAUUUUUGUCUAAAAAUUUUCUUGUUUCAUCUUGCAGUUUUGAAUAAUUGCGACAAUGUUCCAGAUUGUAAGAAAGUUUGUUUUCAGCAAUGCGCUCUGCGUGGGAGCAGACAACGGGAAGAGAUAUGACGAUCUCUUUGAAAAGCUGGAUACCAACAAAGAUGGGAAAGUGGACAUCCAUGAGCUGAGACAGGGCUUGAAAGCGAUGGGCUUGGGUUUUGGUGAAGGUGCUGCACAGAAAAUAGUUUCCGCUGGGGACAGUGAUGACGAUGGAGAGCUGGACAUUUCCGAAUUUUCAGAAUAUCUCAGAGACCAUGAAAAAAAGCUGAUGUUGACCUUCAAGAGCUUGGACAAAAAUAAUGAUGGUCGUAUUGAUGCUUCGGAGAUUAGGCAGUCACUUUCCAAAUUGGGGGUCAAAUUAAGUGAAGAGCAUGCACAGAAGAUUCUUUCAAGUAUCGAUGCUGAUGGGACCAUGACAGUAGACUGGAAUGAGUGGCGUGACCACUUUCUCUUGAACCCGGCCACCAACAUCGAAGAGAUCAUUCGCUUCUGGAAGAAGUCCUCAGUAUUGGAUAUCGGGGACAGUCUUUCGAUCCCUGAUGAAUUCACGGAGGAUGAGAAGAAGACAGGGAUGUGGUGGAAACAACUGAUGGCAGGAGCGAUGGCAGGAGCAGUCUCUCGAACGGGGACCGCUCCCCUUGAUCGAAUGAAAGUCUUCAUGCAGGUGCACUCUUCCAAGACCAACAAAAUAAGCAUUUCUAGUGGAUUCAAGCAAAUGGUAAAAGAAGGAGGGAUCCGGUCACUCUGGCGAGGAAAUGGAGUGAAUGUUCUUAAGAUUGCCCCCGAGACAGCAAUUAAGUUCUGGGCUUAUGAACAGUACAAAAAGCUCAUUGCAUCAGAGGGAGGGACAGUAAAACCCCAUGAGAGGUUCAUUGCUGGAUCCCUUGCUGGGGCAACAGCACAAACUAUCAUCUAUCCCAUGGAGGUCAUGAAGACCAGGCUGACCCUGGGAAAGACUGGGCAGUAUUCCGGAAUGUUGAAUUGCGGGAAGAAGAUUCUGCGGAGAGAAGGUGUGAAAGCCUUCUACAAAGGCUACAUCCCCAACAUAUUGGGAAUCAUCCCCUAUGCAGGCAUUGACCUAGCUGUUUACGAGAGCUUGAAGAAUUUCUGGCUGACACGUUAUGCCACAGACUCUCCAAACCCAGGAAUACUUGUUCUACUGGGCUGUGGAACCAUUUCCAGCACUUGUGGACAGCUAGCUAGCUACCCUCUUGCCCUGAUCAGGACCCGUAUGCAAGCACAAGCAUCAGUGGAAGGUUCCCCACAGCUUUCUAUGGUCAACCUUACUAAGAGAAUUGUUUCUAAUGAGGGCUUUUUUGGACUGUACAGGGGUAUAGCCCCUAACUUCAUGAAGGUUAUUCCUGCUGUAAGCAUUAGUUACGUGGUGUAUGAAUACUCAAAGACAGGUUUGGGGCUCUCUUCUAAAUAAACACAACAGACAGCGUCCAUCGAUUAAUUGAUGACAAACCCUCCCAAGAAAAGGCUUAAGGUGUAAGAUCUGCACCAAAGCCUCUCGUUUUGGAGACAAAGGUGUUUUUUUUUUUAUAUAUAAAUCUGACAAGAUAAGUUUGAGGUGCUUUUUAAAAUCUGAUCUCAUUUUUUAUUUGAUCCAUUCUUACAUUGUGGCAUGCUGAUUGUGUUUUUUAUUUGUUUUAAUUUUUUUUUUGUAAUCCAUUCCCACUGCAAGGUUUGCUCAUUAGUCUAGCAGUAGAGUUCUACUCAACCAAACCAUCUGGCGACUGCUAGCAACAUGGAGUAAACCUUCAGUUGGAUUUUUUUUUUUUUUAGCCGCCUUAACAUACAGCCACUUUCUUUUUUUUCCAGCUUUUUAAUUCAUGUCCUGUGCUUUUAGUUUUAUUAUUAACAGUAAAAUGGUGAACACUUGAAGUUUAACUCAAAGGAUAAAAUGUAGAAAUAUUCUUUAUGCUGUAUCUCCUCUUUAUCCUUCAUUUCUACAACUCCAAAAGGCCAGCACUCUCUGCAAACAUAAGAAUUUACUUUUACACAUCAUGGUAGAAAAAACAAGUGUUAAGCCACUCCUCUUAGGACAAUGUUUUGACAUUCCCAAUAUCAAGUAAAACACAGGAGAAUUGCCUGAUUUUAGAUUUAAAUCAUGACCUUACAAAUAAUCAUGUGAGGAGAAAUCUUUAUUAUUCUUAACAGUCUAAAAAAACAAAUGGAGUGUUUGAUGUAUGCAGGAAAUAUAGGAUUAGAUUAUUUUUUUAACUUGUUUAGACUCACCAGAUGCCUUACACUUGUGGGGCCUGAUGAGCUACUUUUUUUGUAAAACGUUUGGCAUAACAAAGACUUACUGCAAGACAUAUACAUGUUUUAUUAAUUGAUACCAGACCUUAUUUCUUUUUUUGCUUCAAAUUGGUAUUCUUGCAAUAUUAUAUAUAUAUAUAUAUAUAUAUAUAUAUAUAUAUAUAUAUAUAUAUAUAUAUGCACAUUUUAAUUUUUUUUGUUGUAAAACCUGAAUUUUCAGAGAAAUAUAAUAUAGAAUAUAAUUGUUGUGAAAUAUACAACUAUGACCAAAAGUUUUGCAUUACCUAUAGGAUUAACACAUUUUGUUUAAUACAUUUUGAAUUAAACCUGCUGAAUGUUACGUUAACAUAUUGAAUUACGUUGUACUGCUUUGUAGUUUUCUAUUUUCUUAAUGAAAAACUGACAAACUGAGAAAUGUGACAUUUUGAAAUCUAACGUGAAACACUGUACUACCAUUAUGGCUUCCAGUAGACUUUUGCGAUAUCAUUUUUUUUUUCUCUUUUUUUUUUUGUCUCAAUCCUAAAAUUCUAGGCGAUGCAAAACCUUUGGCCAUAGCUGUACACCCUAACAUUGUGAGAAGUUUACAUGUAUAUUGUCUAUUGUUGGCAGCUGCACAAUCUGUAUUCCAUCAGUUUCUGAAAGGUAGCUUUUUGUUUAAAUAUUGUUGUGGGCAUCUCUAUAUAUAUAUAUAUAUAUAUAUAUAUAUAUAUAUAUACAGUAUGUAUACUGUAUGGAAUGUACUUGUAAAAUGCAAUCCUUGAAAAAAAUAAAAAUAAAUGGGUGUCAAAGCAAUAAUUUUGCAUAAAGAAGCACAAACAGAAUAUCAACAAAUGGGAACUGUCAGUUUACAGUAGUUACUGAAUUCAGAAAUAAUGCAGGUUACAAACAUUGUAUUCUUCAGUUUAAAGCACAGAUAAUGUAGACAUGUUUGACAUAUAUAUAUAUAUAUAUAUAUAUAUAUAAUACAUGGAUGAAGGCUAUAUUUGCAUCCUGAGCCAUUCGGAAAAAAAAGGCAUAAAAAAGUGAUAAUUCCUCUAGAGGAAAAUAUACUUGAACUUUGACCCAUUCGACUCCUCGAGACCGUCACUUUCAAUUCAAACACAAAAUGUCUCGUUUUCAAUCACUUGACAACACCCACAGUACAGAAAUGUUCAUUAAUGAUCAACAAAAUGAGAAUAUGUUUUAAAAAAAAAAAAAAAAAAGUACAGCUGGUACAUUCGGAUCUCAGAGAAAUAGACAACGACAUAGAACAUCUGUACAGCACUGAAACACUACGUUAAAAAAAAAACGAACUGUACUGCUUAACUUCAUCUUCUUUAAUAUUAGUAUCACAAGGGUAUCCAUGUAUUAUAAAAAAUAGUAGAUGGGCCUCUUCAGUGAGUAACAGGAAAACAAUCCCAUCUCCAGUUUCUGUGACAGUUUAUAAAUUACUUGACCUUCGGUCUCCUAAUUUAUGAGUCACAGAAACCCUAGAUGGAAUUACUUUCUUGUAACUCACUGAAGCCCAUUUAUUUUAUAUAUAUAUAUAUAUAUAUAUAUAUAUAUAUAUAUAUAUAUAUAUAUACAUAUAGACACACACACACACAGUAGAUGCCAGUUAUUCACAACCCUGAUGAAAACAACUUUGUUAUUAACAAUGUUAUUAAUGUUAAUGGAAUUCUGAUAUUAGCAACUGCACGCCGCUUAUUGACAACUUUAUUACUAGUUGUCAGUGCUAGACAGCACACUUGCAUGAUUUACGCGCAUACUUCAUGCAGCUUUUAUAACAGCUUUAAAACUGGCUACGAAGCUGCAUGCAAAAUUGCGAUGGAUUUAGUGGGAUGUGGUACAUAGUAAAAAGCAGACAUUGGACAAUUUCUUAUUUUAAAAUUGUGUUCUUUAGAAUAGAUUGUAAGUACAACACAUUAUUUUUUACACAUUAUGUUUGCUUUACUCUAUGUAAGGAUAAUUGUAGUACAUUGUUGUGUAGCACUAUUUAGGCCUAUUUUUUGAAGUAAACAGCUCUGUUUGGGUUUU